Molecule: messenger RNA, 1905 nt
Organism: Ficedula albicollis (Collared flycatcher)
Lineage: Eukaryota; Metazoa; Chordata; Aves; Passeriformes; Muscicapidae
Product: lipase member K-like
Exons: 10
Coding region: 216-1397 (393 amino acids)
Biological process (GO): lipid metabolic process
Cellular component (GO): intracellular membrane-bounded organelle
Molecular function (GO): hydrolase activity, acting on ester bonds
Source: RefSeq, a predicted model, not a curated record
UCUCCAGAGGGAUGCAGAGCAUUGCUCCAGGGACCAGCCAGGGGUGAGAACCCAUCUUCUGACACUGCCACAUCGCCAUCUCCUCCGGGCUGGGCAUCUCUUCCCUGCACUGCCCAUCCUCUCCAGGGGCUGACAUCUGCCCAUCUCCUCCUGCAGGAGCUGUGCCACCUCUCAGCUGGGCUGGCUGCCUUCCCUUCUGGACAGGCACAGCGAGGAUGUGGCUGGCUCUGGCUCUGGCAUCCGUGUUCCACGGGAUGGCAUCUGGGGAAUGCAUCUUCAAUUCCCAAUUGCCCAAGAAUCCAGAAGCAAGGAUGAACAUUAGUGAAAUGCUCUCCUUCUGGGGGUACCCCAGCGAGGAGUAUGAUGUGGUGACAGCAGAUGGCUACAUCCUUCAGCUCAACAGAAUUCCUCACGGGAGAGGAAAUCCUGGGUGCCAAGGUGUGAGACCCGUGGCACUGCUGCAGCAUGGUCUCCUGGCAGAAGGCAGCAGCUGGGUCACCAACCUGCCCAACAACAGCCUGGGCUUCAUCCUGGCAGAUGCUGGCUACGAUGUGUGGAUAGGGAACAGCAGAGGGAACACCUGGUCCAGGAGACACCAGGUCCUGACUACUAAACAGGAUGAAUUCUGGGCUUUCAGCUUCGAUGAGAUGGCUAAAUAUGAUCUCCCAGCCGUGAUCAGCUUUAUUGAGCAGAAAACAGGACAGAAACAGCUGUAUUAUAUUGGUCAUUCCCAAGGCACCACGAUAGGUUUUGUAGCCUUUUCCACUAUGCCCCAGCUGGCUCGGAAAAUCAAGGUGUUCUUUGCUCUCUCACCCGUGACCACGGUGAUGUUUUCUCAGAGCCCGAUUAGAAAACUCUCAUUCUUUUCUGACUCUGGGCUUAAGGAGCUGUUUGGCACCAAGGAAUUCCUACCACACACUGCCCUGGGGGAGCUGAUCCUCUCCAGGUUCUGCGUCUGCUCAAAGGUCUGCAAGCACCUCUUGGGCAUGGUUUUCGGGUUUAACUGGAAGAACAUCAACAUGACCCGAUUCGAUGUGUACGUGGGACACACCCCGGCGGGGUCCUCGGUCCAGAACAUAAUCCACUGGCUGCAGGGAGUCCAGGGUGGGGCACUGAGAGCUUUUGACGGGGGGCACGUGUACAACAGCCUUCACUACAGACAGACCGGGGCGCCCUUCUACGACGUGAGGGGCAUGGAGGUGCCCACGGCCGUCUGGAACGCGGGGCAGGACUGCCUGGCUGACCCCCGGGACACCGCCCUCCUCCUCCCCCAGGUCAGGAACCUGGUGCACCACAAGCUGGUUCCCCACUGGAACCACCUGGAUUUCGUGCUGGGCCUCGAUGCCACCGAGGUUUUGUACCGGGAGAUCCUUGACAUCAUGAAGAAGCAUCCCUAAAGAUGCCGGCUGUACUUGAUAAGAUUUUUUUUUUUUUUUUUUGCCCUGAUUUUUCUCUUAAGAUUAGUGCUGUCCUCUAGAGGAUUUUGAAAUUUCUCUCUAUUUGGACCACCUGAAUAUAGUUCAUAAAAAUGUUCUGCUUUUAACUGGAGCAGUGACAGUGUGGGGAGAGGAACCUUCAUGCUAUUCCUGGCUGGCACUGCAUUGCCUCUCUUUUUCCACUUUCCUUCUUAUUCCUUUUUUUUUUUUUUUUUUUGUGUGUGUGUCUUCAUCAGUGACACAAAGCUCAUUGUUGCUGUCUCAGGUCUGGCACUGUAAUGCUUAAAACCAUCAAGGUGGAUGAAAAAGAGAUUCAACAAGUCUGUGGUGAAAAACACCAGAAUUAGGAUCCCAGAACGUUUUGGGUGCGAAGGGGCCUUAAAGCCCAUUCCCCUUCCACUGUCCCAGGCUGCUCCAAGCCCCUUCCAGCCUGGCCUUGGACACUUCCAGGGAUCCAGGGGCAGCCACA